GCCAAUCACCGUAUAUUAUUAUUUUACAUGUUCAAAUAUGUCGAUUACCGUAUUUAUUCAACUAUUACUUUGAAUGUUAUACUAGUAUAACUUUGAAUGAUAGUUUUACCAAUUACUAUUUUAUUUAUCACAAUUUCAACAAUAAUAAAUUAAAAUCCGAAUGGAUCCGAAAACCGAACCAACCCGACCGAAACCCGAACUUCUUCAAUCCAAAAAACCCGAUAAAUUUUUUGAUCGGGUAGGGUUUGAAAUUAUCAAUCCGAUACCCGAACGGGUUUACCAUUUUUGAAACCGACCCGCCCGAACCCGACCUGUGCUCUGCCCUAUCGGUUACCGCCAUGAAUCAACCACCUGUUAUAGGGAUGCGCUCCUCCUCUUCUCAUAUCUGCUCGUAACCAGGACCCAUACAGUGUUUCUCCAAACCAAGGGCCACAAUGACUAUUUGAGGGGUAGAACCGAUCAACAUGGCCUAAAAUGCCACAAAUAAAACAAAAGUUUGGAAGUCUUUCAUAUCUAAAAUCUGUCCAGAACACUUUUUCCCCUUCUUUACAAAUCUUCAACCUUCUUCUCAAUGCAUUCUUGAUAUUUAUGAUUACCCUUAUGCGAAUAAUGGACCUCCAUGCACCUGUGAGUGUUCGUUUAUCAAUUCUAACAAGUGGCCCGAUGUGAUUUCCAAUACCGCUCACAACCUUUUCUAUCAUGAAUUCCAACGGUAGAUUGUGUAUCUGGAUCCAAAAAUCAGCAUGAUUAAGUUCCACUUUAAGUGGUCUAUCAGUUAACUCUAGGCGCCUCAUCACAACCAAGUUAUGUUGAAAAAACCAAGGUCCCUCCUGAAUCACCCGGUUAAUAUCCACUUCGUGGUAGAAUUGUAUCAAGAAUUUUGUGUUUCCAAUACCUUCAAUACUAACUCCUUUGACCGGACGUCAAACCAUCGCCAUUGUUUCCCGAAAUGCAAUUGGACGGAUCUUACCUGUCACGACUCGAGCCACAACCAUGAACCUAGGCGGCUAGGCCUAUCUGCGACCUCCACGCUGCCCACCAGUGCUACCUGUUUGAAGACCAGCCCAUUUUCUUCUUUCUCUUUGAUAGAGUCUGCCAUAUUUAUCAUCCAUGUGCUUCUCCAUACACUUAACAAAGAUAAUCCAAAAGCACAAACUCUUUUGUAAUCAAAAGCACGAACCAACACUAAGACAAAAGCAAAUUGGAAUAAUCUUCCAAGCAAAGCCAACCAAAUCACACCACUCACAAGGAGCUAAAUCAACCCUCGGCGAAAACGAAAAAGUGCCGGACAACAAAUCCAAAAAGAAAGAAACGAAAACAGAGAAAGGAAAAAACUAAACCGAGAUUCUACAAAACUAAAAACCUCUAAGAGAGCAUUGACGCACCGUUACUCUAAUCCAGAUUUGCCGGUUGUUCCCUCACUCUGCACGAUCGGCAAAACGUAAGGGAAAUUGCGGUUGCCUACAUUUUUUGGGUUUCAGCUCUCUUUUAGUUUAAGUUAUCAUUUGU
Molecule: messenger RNA, 1509 nt
Organism: Cuscuta epithymum
Lineage: Eukaryota; Viridiplantae; Streptophyta; Magnoliopsida; Solanales; Convolvulaceae
Source: the annotation of a GenBank genome assembly